GAAUCAUAAAAGAGUUGUCUUUUGGAAGAAAACGUUAGUCAGAAGAUUCAAACAAUUUUUGUUGAUAAAUUGUAAAAGUUUUACGGCCGUGUCGAAAUAAAGUCAAGUGCAUUCAAAAUGUAUAAGUUUCUGUUUUUGGUUGGUUUUGUCAGUUUGACCGUAGUUGCUUACGACUUUAAGGACUCAGAAUUCAAUGAAUACUUAAUGCAAGACUUGCUCGAUUACAAUCAAGAAGUAGAUGAUGUUUUUGUGUCGGCCCGAAUUCGCAGAGAUACAACAACCGAAAAUAAGGACGAGGACAAAAAGUGCAAGUCAAAGAAACAUGGCAUGUGGAAGUGCUGCAACGACAACAGCAAUGACAAGACAUUCGACAAAUUCAAGGAUAUGAAGAAACAAUGCUUCCAAGAGAUUCGUGGCCCCAAAGGUGAAGAAUCGCUAGAUAUGUUCUCAUGUGAAAAAGUCAACAAGACAAAGGAGGAAUUCGUCUGUGUUACACAAUGUGUUGGACAGAAACUUAACAUUGUGGACAAAGACGGAAAUUUGAUUGAGGCUGCUGUCAAGGAGCACGUUAAAAAUGAUAUCAGUUCUUCCCAAUGGCAAAAGGAUAUUUCCGACGCAGUUAGCCAGACAUGCAUUGCUGAGGCAAAGGAAGCCGUAAAAGCCAAUCCACCAGAGGCAGGAAAAUGCAGUUGUGCCGCUAUAAAAUUCUCGCACUGUAUGUGGCGCGAAAUGGUAAAAGCUUGCCCAAAGGACUUGCAAAGUGAUUCGAACAAAUGCACUAAACUACGUGAAAAGUUGGACAAGGGAGAAAAGAUUGACUUCCAUCAAUUCCACCGUUAUCAUCACCAUCACAGAUCUGAUGAUUCCAAUGACGAGUAAUUUUCCACUUAUCGUAUAACCAACCGUGUGCCCUGAAUUUUUUUCCGUUUCAAUAAAUUUGCUGAGUAAUAGU
Molecule: messenger RNA, 952 nt
Organism: Bradysia coprophila
Lineage: Eukaryota; Metazoa; Arthropoda; Insecta; Diptera; Sciaridae
Molecular function (GO): odorant binding
Source: RefSeq, a predicted model, not a curated record